Synchiropus splendidus (mandarinfish) is the source of this 1632-nucleotide messenger RNA. Its product is annotated as sialoadhesin-like. The coding region runs from base 1 to 1461 and encodes 486 amino acids. Lineage: Eukaryota; Metazoa; Chordata; Actinopteri; Syngnathiformes; Callionymidae. The record is from RefSeq and is a predicted model, not a curated record. The transcript has 8 exons.
AUGUCCACUCAGGUCACAGAAGGUCAGACCUUCACUAUCAGAUGCACUGUGAACAGUUUUCCACCCUCAACUCUCACCUUGAUCAGAGAGAUUCAGUCGAGUUCAGUGAAUGUGUUCUCCAACUCCAACAAGAAUGGGGUCCACAACAAUGACCUCGUCUACACCACUAAAGCUGCUGUGCACCACGCAGGGAGCUACAAGUGCAUCGCCUCAAACUCUGAAGGAAGCAGGACAAACGGACCCAGGAACACAAGAGUUCAAGUCCCCUCUGGUCUAAAUGGAAGAGUCAGCGCUGGAAAAGAGCUCAGAUUAACGUGUGCCACUGAGGCCUCUCCUGCAGCUCCUUACUUCGCCUGGUUCCAUGGCCCCUCCAGACACACUCCACUCUCCAAGUACCAGUCCAAAUACUGGGGCAGCACCAUGACCAUUGAGACAGUGCAGAGAUCUGAUGAAGGUUGUUACGUGUGCAGUGCCACCAACAGCAUCGGCACAGAUUAUAGUGCACCACAGUGCUUCCAAGUACAGUAUGCUCCAACCAACAUCAUAUUGUCCAUGUACACUCAGGUCACAGAAGGUCAGACCUUCAUCAUCAACUGCACUGUGGACAGUUUUCCACCCUCAACUCUCACCUUGAUCAGAGAGAUUCAGUCGAGUUCAGUGAAUGUGUUCUCCAACUCCAACAAGAAUGGGGUCCACAACAAUGUCCUCGUCUACACCACUAAAGCUGCUGUGCACCACGCAGGGAGCUACAAGUGCAUCGCCUCAAACUCUGAAGGAAGCAGGACAAGUGAGCGGAGAAAAUUGGUGGUUAAAUAUGCUCCAAAAGAAACGAAGGUCCUGAAGGCUGAAGAGCUGCAGUUGCCAGACAAGAGGAGCUCAGUGAUGCUGACAUGCAGCUCCAGCAGCUACCCACCAAUCCACCGAUACUCCUGGUACAGGAAGUCGACGGAUGACAGAGGAGAUGACAAAGUGUCCGAUCAGCAGAACCACAGUGUGACCUCUGACAAGCCUGGGAUCUACUACUGCUCUGCCCUGAAUCAGUUAGGUGAAAGAAGAUCCGAUCCAGUGGAGCUGUUUGUAGAAGGAGCCUCUCUCAAAGUCCUGAAGUAUGUCUUCAUUUCUGCUUCACUUCUGCUCAUUCCAUUGGCGGCUGGUCUCAUCUUCAUCAAGUGCAAGAGGAGGAUCAAACACAGAGCUAACCCAAGUGCUGAAAGACCACUGGAGGUGCAAGCUGUGCCCCCAGAGGAAGCAUCUGUGGUCUAUACCAAUGUGCAUUAUACCAAAAGCAGCAAGCCAGGACAAGAUGUUGUGUACGCGGCUAAUAAACCAAGCCGUGAAGAGGGAGAGGAGGAGGUAAACUAUUCCCAUGUGGAGUUCAAACACCACAGAGUGAUGCGCAAGAUCGGGAAAUCAAGUCGCUGUGAGGAUGAAAACACUGAAUACUCCACGAUUAAAUUCUGAGAACAAAAACAAGGAAUUGUUGGUUUAAAUCCAAUGUGAAGUGAUGCACCGUUCGGCUGGUAUAUAACAGAUGCUGCAUACUUUUAUAUGCUAUGAAAACUGUAUUUUAAUAACAAGCAAAACAGAAUCAGAUUGUACAUAAACUUCAUCUGUACGUCAUGCCUGUUUUAU